Messenger RNA from Callorhinchus milii (elephant shark), 2462 nucleotides. It is a transcript of the gene pak5, whose product is annotated as p21 protein (Cdc42/Rac)-activated kinase 5. Gene Ontology annotation, molecular function: ATP binding; protein serine/threonine kinase activity. Gene Ontology annotation, biological process: protein phosphorylation; regulation of MAPK cascade; intracellular signal transduction. The record is from RefSeq and is a predicted model, not a curated record. Gene Ontology annotation, cellular component: cytoplasm. NCBI's taxonomy places the organism in Eukaryota, Metazoa, Chordata, Chondrichthyes, Chimaeriformes, Callorhinchidae.
CUGUCUGUCCGGCUGUCUGGCUGGCUGCCUGGCUGGAGUGCCUGUUACGUGGCUCACAGUCAGAAGUGUAACAGGGAGACAGUCUCUCUCGGCAGCUUGUUUUGCCUGUUUAUUUGCUGGAGUGUGUUUGGGGUUCCUGGGCUGUUGUCCUGACCGCUGCUUCCGGCUGCCCUGAUGCCUUUGAUGUCUAACCUCCACGAGCCGAGUAGCAAACUGCGCGGUUAGACAACAACAACAACUUACAUCUAUUAGUUCAGACACUUGGUCACAAAUUUUACAGAGCGUCGAGGGCUGGUUUUAACAUGCAACAGUUCCCAGGUCGCUCGGGAUUUCCCAGCAUGUUUGGAAAGAAGAAGAAGCGUCUCGAGAUCUCGGCACCUUCCAACUUUGAGCAUCGCGUCCACACGGGAUUUGACCAUCACGAGCAGCGCUUCACAGGUCUGCCCAAGCAAUGGCAGAGCUUGCUGGCGGACACAGCCAAUAGGCCCAAGCCCGUGGUGGACCCCUCCUGCAUCACCCCCAUACAGCUCGCUCCGAUGAAGACCAUAGUGAGGGGAGCCCGUGUAUGGAAGGACACCUCGCUGAACGGUUUGCUGGAGGAGUUCAACGACAUCUCGGUGACCAGGUCAAACUCUCUGCGUCGAGAGAGCCCGCCUGCCCCGCCCCAGCCCAGCCCGGCCGACGGACUCUUCAGCCCCGAGAUCAACGGUUACGGCCAGCAUUACCUCCGAUACUCCUGCGACGCUGAACCCCCCAGAGAUUUCUCCUGCGAGAGCCGAGAGAAGGGGUUGCGGGCGGGGGAGUGGGACAGGUAUCACACGCACGGCAAAGGCGCUCAGCUGAACGGCCAAGAUUCGGGUCGCUAUCACCCGCUGGAUGCCUACUGCUUGGAGGGGGCUGCCCCCCGCUUCCCCCCGGAUUACUUCACCCGCAUGGUGGCCAACAUCCGCUCGGCCGAUUACAGCGGCUCCGCCAACUGGGACUUCCCCCGAACCCAGACCUCGCCCCCGGACCCCCACAGACCCCCGCCUAGCCCCCGCUCCAGAGUCUCCGCCGGCCACAGGGAGCCCACCAGGGAGAGAGAGCGGGGGGACUGGGGCCAGGAGCCCGAGAGGCGUCCCAAGUCCUCCUACGUGGUGCCCACCAGCCCCCAGCCCACCAUGAGGCAGAGGUCAAAGUCCGGCUCCGGCCUGCAGGAGCCCAGCCUGCCUCACCCCACAGAAGCCUUCACCUCCACCCUCCCCACCGGCCAUUCCUACAGCUCCUACACCUACCCCAGGCUGUCUGAGUCAGCCACCAUAGCCUGCAACCCCAAGGUGGAUUAUGAAAGACAAAUAAGGGGUGUGAGUCCCCGUCUGACUGGGUCAGACACCUACCCUCGAGGUCCAUCAAAGGUCCCUCAGUAUCAGACAAACUCCACCCACUCAGUCACAAGCCAACAGUUCCCUUCCUCGUAUUCCAAAGUGCCCCAGCACCACACGGCAGCACCUCAGCCCAACUCCCAAUACGCUACCCAGGCUGCUUACCAAUAUCCCAGCUGGAGUUCCUCCACACAGCAGCAGCCCCCCACCAGGGUGUCCCACGAGCAGUUCCGAGCCGCCCUACAACUGGUGGUGAACGCCGGAGACCCCCGUGAAUACCUGGACAACUUCAUCAAGAUCGGGGAGGGCUCCACCGGCAUCGUGUGCAUCGCCACCGAGAAGCCCACCGGCAAGCAAGUGGCUGUCAAGAAAAUGAACCUCAGAAAGCAACAGAGAAGAGAGCUGCUCUUCAAUGAGGUUGUGAUUAUGCGCGACUAUCACCAUGACAAUGUGGUUGACAUGUACAAUAGUUACUUGGUAGGGGACGAGCUGUGGGUGGUGAUGGAGUUCCUGGAAGGCGGAGCUCUGACAGACAUCGUCACACAUACAAGAAUGAAUGAGGAACAAAUAGCCACAGUUUGCCUGUCGGUGUUGAAGGCCUUGUCAUACCUGCAUUCACAGGGGGUGAUCCACAGGGAUAUAAAGAGCGACUCGAUCCUCCUGACCAGUGAUGGCAGGAUAAAAUUGUCGGAUUUUGGAUUUUGCGCUCAAGUGUCAAAGGAGGUUCCCAGGAGGAAGUCACUGGUGGGAACACCGUACUGGAUGGCUCCAGAGGUUAUAUCCAGGUUACCGUAUGGGACCGAGGUGGAUGUCUGGUCUCUGGGGGUGAUGGUGAUAGAGAUGGUUGAUGGAGAACCUCCUUACUUCAAUGAGCCUCCGCUUCAGGCCAUGAGGAGAAUCCGUGACAAUCUGCCUCCGAGGCUAAAGGACAUACACAAGGUGUCUGCCGUUCUGCGGAGUUUCCUGGACCUGAUGUUGGUGCGGGAUCCUGUGCAGCGAGCCUCGGCCAAGCAGCUGCUCUCUCACCCCUUCCUCAAGUUGGCUGGGACCCCCUUCUGUAUUGUGCCACUCAUGAGACAGUACAGGCAACGCUGAGCCCCC